Molecule: messenger RNA, 1770 nt
Organism: Sugiyamaella lignohabitans
Lineage: Eukaryota; Fungi; Ascomycota; Dipodascomycetes; Dipodascales; Trichomonascaceae
Product: Uric acid-xanthine permease (UAPA transporter)
Exons: 1
Coding region: 1-1770 (589 amino acids)
Biological process (GO): transmembrane transport; xanthine transport
Cellular component (GO): membrane; fungal-type vacuole
Molecular function (GO): xanthine transmembrane transporter activity
Source: RefSeq, a predicted model, not a curated record
AUGACGGCUAGUAAUAAUAUCAUUGAUCCCGUAGUGGUAUAUGCCGACGAGGAGGAACUUCCUCAUCCUAUUGCCCAGACUAAAACGGCCACUACCAUUCGAUCCACUGCCGAAACUAUUAGACGUAAAAUCACUACUAGAGAAGGUAUUCUUGGUGAUUUUGACUAUGCAUAUUUAUUUACUCCCCGAAUCCCUUUCUACACAUCGAUGAAGGAGAGACAGAGCUCCGAGCCUACCAGAUCGAGUACGGUAUUCUUUGGCUUGAACUCGUCUAUUCCACUUUUAUUGGGUAUUGUUCUUGGUUUACAGCACUGUUUGGCAAUGUUGGCUGGUAUCAUUACCCCACCUAUUAUUAUCUCCUCGAUGGCUAACCUUACCACUGAGGACUCUGAAUAUUUAGUUUCUGCUUCUUUGAUUGCAUGUGGCUUUCUUUCCAUGGUCCAGAUUAUUCGAUUCCGAAUCUUGAAAACAAAGUAUUAUAUUGGUACAGGUUUACUGUCUGUAGUCGGUACUUCAUUUAGUACUAUUUCUGUUGUCAGUACUGCAUUCCCUCAAUUUUACAAAAACGGAUUCUGUCCUAGUGAUGCCAACGGCAAGCCAUUACCUUGUCCCGAUGCAUAUGGCGCUCUACUUGGAACUUGUGCUGUAUGUGGAUUAAUCGAGGUUCUUCUUUCUUUCUGUCCUCCUAAGAUUCUUCAAAAGAUUUUCCCUCCACUUGUGACUGGUCCAGUUGUUUUGCUUAUUGGAACCAGUCUUGUUCAAAGUGGAUUCCAGGACUGGGUUGGUGGUUCUGGAUGCGCUACUCCUGGUACUAUCUGUCCUUCUCCUGGUGCUCCACACGCACUUCCAUGGGGAUCUGCUCAAUUUAUUGGACUCGGAUUCCUCGCCUUUGUUUGUAUUGUCUUGUGUGAGAAGUGGGGCUCUCCUUUCAUGAAGAGUUGUUCUAUUGUUAUCUCGCUCAUUAUUGGAUGUAUUGUUGCUGCUGCCUGUGGAUACUUUGACCGUUCCACUAUCGAUGCUGCUCCCGUUGCCAAUUUCAUGUGGGUCAAGACUUUCAGGCUCUCGGUCGCUGGUAACAUGGUAUUGCCGGUGCUGUCUGUGUAUAUUGUGUGUAUGAUGGAGACUAUUGGUGAUGUUACCGCUACUUCAGAUGUUAGUCGUCAGCCCGUUGAAGGUGAUCUUUACGACUCUCGUAUCCAAGGAGGUGUUCUUGCCGAUGGUUUGAAUUCCAUUAUUGCUGCUCUUAUGACCAUCACCCCCAUGUCGACCUUUGCCCAGAACAACGGUGUUAUUUCCCUGACUCAAUGUGCUAACCGUGUUGCUGGUCUUUGGGCCUGUUUCUUCCUCAUCAUCAUGGGCAUCUUCUCCAAGUUUGCUGGAGCUAUUGUGGCCAUCCCCAAGCCGGUUCUUGGUGGUGUCACCACUUUCCUUUUCUCCAGUGUGGCUGUUUCUGGUAUCAAGAUUAUCUCAUCAAUUCCUUUCACACGAAGAGACAGAUUCGUGCUCACUGCUUCGCUCAUGUUCGGCUUUGCUGCCUUGUUGGUGCCCAAUUGGUUCUCUCAAGUCUUCACUUAUCAAGGAGAUAACAACAGACUCAAGGGACUUCUUGACGCUGUCAUCAUUUUCAUGGAGACUCCAUAUUCCAUUGCUGGAUUUGUGGGUGUCAUUGUUAACCUGGUCAUCCGCCAGGAAUUCGAUGUGGCCACCUCCAUUGAAGAUCUCGACGGCACUGAGAACGUCCACCUGCCAGGCGCCGAGACUGAAAAAUAA